Molecule: messenger RNA, 1661 nt
Organism: Patiria miniata (bat star)
Lineage: Eukaryota; Metazoa; Echinodermata; Asteroidea; Valvatida; Asterinidae
Product: E3 ubiquitin-protein ligase TRIM71-like
Exons: 1
Biological process (GO): positive regulation of DNA-templated transcription
Cellular component (GO): nucleoplasm; chromatin
Molecular function (GO): ubiquitin-protein transferase activity; zinc ion binding
Source: RefSeq, a predicted model, not a curated record
GAUUAGACCUUCAAUUUGUGAAUAAUGUACUGGACAAAAAGUUUUCAACUUUACAUCUGACCUAUUACAACCAUAUCAUCAUUUGAAGUUUGAAUACAUGUAAUUCCAAACCUUUUAUUUGCAGGUAAAACGUCCAUCCUAUCACACAAAGCCCAACAGUGAGGAUGGCAUCUAAUGUUACAGUUCAAUCAGUGUUGGAGAAGAUUAGUGUGGAUCAUCUGGAAUGCUCCAUCUGCACCAACCGUUUCAGGAAGCCCAAACUGCUGGACUGUUUGCAUAGUUUUUGCCUGCAAUGCCUCCAAGAGCUCAGACAGAGCCAAGAUCCUAGUGGUACAAAGCUGACAUGUCCUCUGUGCAGACAAGAAACCAUGUUGAAAGGGUCUGGGGUUGCUGAUCUCCCUAAUAACUUUGCAUUCAGUGCCCUGGUGGAGGAAGUUACAAUGCAGGAAAAGCUACUGGAAGGUCAAGGGUCAGAGAUCAAAUGUCAAGCCUGUGAUGAGGAGAAUCAGGCAAUUUCAAGAUGCAUGGACUGUGAUCAUUUCCUGUGUCAAGAAUGUCAAAAGGCUCAUGAACGUCUAACCCUAAUGAAAUCUCACAAAAUCUACACACUGGCUCAACUCCGAUCAGGAGAGAUUGUCUACAAGAGUAAACUCAGAGAUGAAGUUCCCAAAUGUGGCAAGCAUCCAGACCAGAAUCUCAAUGUCUACUGUAAUACAUGUGAGCAAGUCAUAUGUCUCAUGUGUACUGUUCUAGAUCAUGAAAAAUCAAAACACUCUUUUAUUGGCUUACCUGAGGCUUUUGAGAAAUGUAAGAAAAAGGUAGAAGAACUUGUUGCAAAAGUUGGUAAAAGCAAAACAGAACUGAACACCACCAUAGAGAAGACUUGCAUAUCUCUCAAGAAACUUGACAUCAUGUUUGCAAACACCAAAAAGAAAAUCUCAGAAAAAGCUGACCAAAAGGUUGCCAAGAUCCGACAGGAGGAGCAGAAACUGAUAACGAAGACUGACAGGAUUUACCAAGAAAGAGUUACAACAUUUGAAGCUGCUCAAGCCAAUAACAGCAAAGAGGUGACACAGACAGAGCACAAGCUGGAGGAGGUCAAACAACUCAUGAAUCAAGCAAGUUGCUAUGAGAUUCUGGAACUUCAGCAGAAGCUUUUGCAUAACCUCAGUGAAUUGACAGGGAAACAGCCAAAGCAAGUUUCUGACCAGUUGACCUUCAUGGAUUUUGAAGAAGAUGAGAGGUCACUUGGGAGACUCAUUCUGGAAGAAGAGCCAAAGGCUGCAGCAAAGCAAUCACCAAGACCUAGAAGAUCACGUGUGAUGGAGAAAUGGAAACUGAAGACUGAAGUCAAGAACUUUGAAUUAACAAAUGCAUUGAUAGCACAUGUUACAGCACUCUCUAACAAUAAACUACUGGCACUCUCUGAACCAAAAUUCUUGUUUGAAAAUACCAGUAUUCCUGCCAUCUUUACAGUCUCAUUGCCCAACAGUCAACCUGAGCCAUCUCCUAUACCACAAAUGCUGCAAAUAAAUGGCCUCAGUGAUGAUGUAAGGUGCAUUGCAGUCAGCAAGGAUGACCAGCUCCUUGUUCUAGAUGGUCCAGUGGUCAAGGUCUUCAACAAGCAACAUCAGCUCCUCCAUCAGUUCACACCAGGUAGA